AUGUACGAUUGUCAAUCGUUACCAGCUGUUGAAGUGGUUAAUACGGGUACAACUUUUCUUGAAACAACAGCAAUAUCAUCAUCAUCAUCACGAGCGAAAAAUUUUAAAUACAGAAAACGAACAAAUUAUUUAAUGAAUCGAACUGAAUCAUAUUUUCGACGUAAUCCUGCUGGUAGUAGUUUGCGUAGAUUUAGUUUUCGUCGUAAGCCUACUCGAGAUUCAAUAUCUACUCCAACAUCAACUUGGAGAUUUAAUAAUAAAAGUCAUGAAUGGCAAUUACUUCGAGAAGAUGGUGCUCAAAUUCAACUUGUUUAUAAUAAAUCUGAACAUAUUCCAUUAAAAGAUUUUGCAGCAGAAAUUCGUGGUGGAAAAGAUAUAAAAGAAUUUAUUCUUAGUGCACUUGUACUUCUUGAUGUACAAGAUACAUCUAUAGGAGAUUUAUUAGAAAUAAUACUUCGACGAAUAAAACAAAAUAAUAUACCACAUAAUGGUGGUACAACAACAUCACCAUCACUUUCAGUAUCAAGUGCAACAACAACAAUGAUAAGUAAUACUGUUAGUAGUAUUGCUAGUGGACAUCGGGAAAAUUUAAAUAUUGAAGAAAUUAAACAAGCUUUAUUUGUUAAUGAUAGAGUUCGAAUAUUAGCCAAAACUCUACAAGCAACUACUGCAACUGAAACAAAUUGGACAUAUGAUCAAUCAUGGUUAGCUAUAAUGUGUACAUCACCAUCGAUUCUUAAACGACAUGUUGCUAUUGCACGUUUGAAAAAUCCAUGUAAUUUAGGACGUAAUUGUCAAGAAGCACGUUUUAUUGUUUUUAUUUUAUCACCAAUGAAAGAGAAAGGUACAAAAAAUUUUCUUGAAACUGGUCGAACUUUUGCAACAAUAUUUGCUGAUAUUGAAUUACGUGCAAAAUUAUUAAAAGCAGCAACACAACAAGAAUUUAUAUCAAUUAUUGAUAAACAUACAGAUAAUUUAAUGGAACAACAAACAGCAGUAACACGAAGUUCUCUACCAGAUCCUUUUGAUGAUGCUAAUAAUAAUACUGAUGCAUCAAAAGAUAAGAUAUAUUAUUUUCCAAUACCUUCUGAUAUAUGUAUGGAUUUAUCACGUCGUUUACCUCAUUAUUUAUCCGAUUAUUAUGACAUUUUUCAAACUCAUCGUGGUCCACAAAAAGUUUUAUCUACUGCUGUAUUUCUCUAUUUUGCUUGUCUUUUACCAAGUAUUGCCUUUGGUGUUCUUAACUCUCAAGCAACAAAUAAUCAAAUUAGCGUUCCAAAAGCUGUAGCAUCACAAUGUCUUGGUGGAAUUUUCUUUUCAAUAUUUGCUGGUCAACCAUUAAUUGUUGUUAUGACAACAGCACCUUUAACACUCUAUGUAAAAGUUAUCUAUACAUUAUGUGAUUGGUACGGACUUGAUUUUCGUGAGACAUAUGCUUUAGUCGGUUUAUGGAAUUCAUUUUUUCUUAUAUUAUAUUCAAUUUUUGGUGUAUCAAAAAUUAUGAAAUGGUCAACAAGAUCAACAGAAGAAAUCUUUGCUUUAUUUGUUUCUAUUGCAUUUUUGGUUGAUGCUAGUCGGCAUGUUUAUAAAAAUUUUGGACUUACAUAUUCAACUUUUGCAUGUGAACAACAUGAUAAAUUUUGGGAAAAAUAUGAAGUUAAUAAAAGUGCAGUAAUAAAUUCAGCAGAAGGAUUUUUACAAGAACGAUGUUCACGAGAUUCUGGUCUACUUUAUCUUUUAUUAGCACUUGGGACUGUAUGGCUUGGCACAUUUUUAUAUAAAUUUAAACAAACACCAUAUCUAACGUCAGCUAAACGUGAAUUAUUAACAGAUUAUGCUUUACCAGUAUCGGUUAUAAUCAUGUCCUUGAUUGGUAGUAUACUUUUUAGUCAAAUAAAUCUUCCAUCAUUUACUGUGGAUUCUGGACAUCUCUUUGUUAUGGUUAAAUUUAAAUCUGUUAAUAUUAAACAAAUAAUUGGCACUGGAUUUCUAGGAUUUUCAUUGUCUUUAUUAAUGUUUCUUGAUCAAAAUAUCGCAGGUGCAAUUGUAAAUUCUCCGGCGAAUAAAUUGAAGAAAGGCAAAGCUUUUCAUGUAGAUCUAUUUGUUAUAGCAAUUCUUAAUGGUUUGCUUUCAUUAUUUGGAUUAACAUGGAUGCAUGGAGCUUUACCACUUUCCCCUUUACAUGUCAAAGCACUUGCAGAUACAGAAGAACGUGUUGAACAAGGUCAUAUUCAAUCAGUUAUUGUUAAAGUGCGUGAAACGCGGUUAACAGUAUUGAUAUCUCAUAUAUUUAUCGGUAUGUCAUUAUUAAUGCGUCAUGUAUUAAAGGGAAUACCAAUGCCAGUAUUGGAUGGUUUAUUUCUCUAUUUGGCAUUAACAUCUCUUGAUGGAAAUCAAUUUUUUGAACGAGUUACACUCUUCUUUACUGAACAGGUAACAAUUAUAGAAAGUACCUAG
Molecule: messenger RNA, 2457 nt
Organism: Rotaria sp. Silwood2
Lineage: Eukaryota; Metazoa; Rotifera; Eurotatoria; Philodinida; Philodinidae
Source: the annotation of a GenBank genome assembly